AUGCGUAAAACGGAUGAAUUAAUUCAACGAGCUAUUUGCGAACAAUUUAAAAAAUGUACAGUAUUAACAAUAGCUCAUCGAUUACGUACAGUAAUUGAUAGUGAUCGUAUUAUGGUGCUUAGUCAUGGAGAAUUAUUGGAAUUUGAUUCACCUUUUGUAUUAUUAUCUAAUCGUGAAUCUGAAUUUGCAUCAAUGGUUAAUGAAACAGGUGCGGCUGAAGCUGAACAUCUUCGAAUGUUAGCAAGUAUUGCUUCAGUAAAAGUCAAAUGCAUGGAUAAGAAUCUCAACGACGAUAAUGAUUUAUCGCCAGAAGCGGAAGAACGUGAUCCUUUAGUCAUAAAAAGAAAAUCUCUGGGAUGUCAGAAAUAA
Molecule: messenger RNA, 369 nt
Organism: Rotaria sp. Silwood2
Lineage: Eukaryota; Metazoa; Rotifera; Eurotatoria; Philodinida; Philodinidae
Source: the annotation of a GenBank genome assembly